Molecule: messenger RNA, 2335 nt
Organism: Dictyostelium purpureum
Lineage: Eukaryota; Evosea; Eumycetozoa; Dictyosteliales; Dictyosteliaceae
Exons: 2
Coding region: 1-2217 (738 amino acids)
Biological process (GO): post-transcriptional regulation of gene expression
Cellular component (GO): cytoplasm
Molecular function (GO): mRNA binding
Source: RefSeq, a predicted model, not a curated record
AUGACAGAAGUUUUAAACAAAACUGAAAGUCCAAAUAUCCAAAACUAUUCUUCACCAGGAGGUGUUGAUGAUAGCUUUGAUGAUGAUAGAAAGCAAAAGAUUGUUUAUACAUCAGAUUUUUUAAAGAAAUUCGAUAAAACCAAAUCUAAAGAAUUUUCUCAAAAUAUAAUGCAACCACCCAUUGGCGUACCAAUCGGAGGUGAUGUUUUAUUCAAUAAUAAUAUUGAAUUAGAUAACAAUAGUAAUACAACAUUAGAAUAUAGAAACAUUAUUCAAAGAUUAAAAUCAAUUAUUGUAAAUUCCAAAGAUGAAAGCUUAAUGAGUAUGAUGAGAAUGGUACUUUCAGAAUCUUCUCUUGGUAAAUCAUUUUUAAUUGAUGAUUAUAAUCAAAAAAGAAUACCAGAUAUUGGAGGACCAAUUCAAAACUUUGUAUUUUUAGGAGAUGUUGAGCCAUCACAAAUGUCAUCAACACCUUUAAAUUCAUUCUUUUCAACUCAUGCUGCAAAUUCAUCAAUCUCUGGUUCACUUCCACCAUUAAGAUCACCAAGAAAAGCAGAGUCUGUACCUUCAGUACCAGUUUUGCCAUUAUCAUCACAAUCACCAUCAACCAAUACUUCAAAUAAUCAAUCACCAGCAACAACAAACCCACAACAACCAAUUGGACCAUCCCUUACAUCCUCAUCAAACUCAACACCAACAACUACCACCACACAAUCACAACAACCUUAUAAAUCACCAAGAAAAUUAAAUACAUCUGGUUCAUCAAGCAAUAUAAGUUCAAUUUUCCCACCAGGUUUUUCAAAUAUUGAAUCGACCACACCACCAUCAACAACCACCACACCAUUAAAUAGUGUAUCACCUUCAACCACUUCAACCACUAGCUUCCAAACAUCAUCAUUAUCAACUGGUAAUAAAAUGAAAAAAUCUCCAUCAAUGCCAGUUAUUGCUGGUAAAUUAAAUAUUAGUUCUGAACAUUUGAAAACAAUUCCACCAAUCAAAUCUACCUCAAGUAAUAUUAAUUCAAAUAAUAUCAAUUUUAGUACUAUUAAAACAAACAAUACUGGUAGCUUAAGUUCAUCAGCCAAUUCAAUUUCAACUACAAUUCCAAAUAUUAAUUCUGGUAGUAAAUCCUUAAGCACAAGCAAAGAUGAUUCAGCUUCACCAAAUAAAAAAAUUGUCAACACUGACCACCAACCAAGAAAGCCAAUGACCAAAUCUGUCUCUAUGAGUGCAAUUGGUUUAAACAACCAAGAUCCAAAAGUUACAAGUUUAGAAGAAAUUACUGGCCAAAUUUAUCAUCUUACCAAGUAUCAAGCUGGUUGUAGAUUCCUCCAAAAGAAAUUAGAAGAGAAACCAGACUCUGAACAUGUCACUUUAAUCUUUAAUGAAGUAUUUGAUCACUUGAACGAAUUAAUGAUCGAUCCAUAUGGUCAAUAUUUGAUUCCACAAUUAAUGAAGUAUUGUGAUAAUAACCAAAGAAGACAAAUCGUUGAUAAAAUUGCACCAAAUGUAGAAACUUUUGCCUGUCAUGUAUAUGGUAUUCAUGGUAUUCAAAAACUUUUACAAUAUCUCUCACCAGAUCAAGUGGAUUCAAUUAUUUCCUCCAUUAAAAAUAAAGUAAUCCAACUCUCAAAAGAUAGCAAGGGUAACUAUUUGGUCCAAUCUUUCUUAAAACAAUUCUCACCAGAGGUAAAUCAAUUUGUUUGUGAUGCCAUCAUGAAUAACAUUCAAGAAAUCUGUACUCAUAAAGUUGGUUGUACUGUCGUAAAUCGUUGUAUCGAUAAUGCCAAUCCACAACAACUUGAACAACUUGUAGAUAGAAUCACUCAACACUCAUUAAAAUUAGUACAAGAUCAAUUUGGUAAUUAUGUAGUUCAACAUCUUCUUUCAAAGAACAAAUCUUAUUCAAGUAAACUUAUCAAGAGUCUCUUGGGUAAUAUCGCAGAACUCUCUGUUCAAAAGUUCAGUUCAAAUGUUAUUGAAAAAUGUCUUCAAGUUGCUGACACUGAAACUUAUGAAUCAAUUAUUAAAGAGAUCACUGAGGCUGAUAUCUUAAAUCUUUUACAAGAUAAAUAUGCCAACUUUGUUAUUCAAACUGCCUUAGAUGUCGCUGAUGAAGCCCAACAUGCAAAAUUAGUAAAAUUAAUAGUACCUUAUAUUCAUCAAAUUAAAACUCCUUAUGUAAUACAUAUUCAAAAGAAAAUUCUUCAAGUUUAAAAUAAUAAUAAUAAAUAAUAACAAUAAUAUAAUAAUAAAUAAUAAAAUUUUUUUUUUAAAUUAAUAAAUAAUUAAAAUAAUAAUAACACAAUCAAAAAAUCCCCUUUGUUUUUAAAUC